UUGACAGUUGACAAUUGACAUUGAAGUUUGUUUGGACGCCGGCUUAAUGGCGUCUUUCCUGUGAUUGUGUUGAUCCCGUUCCCGCUUUCCGCCAAAUUGAAAUUUAUUUCGCUAAUUAUAAAGCAAAUCAUAAUAUCAAAAUGACGAUCGGAAAAAAUAAUAAGAUGCAACAGCAUCUAAACUAUCGCGUAAGGGUGAUUUUACAAGAUUCUCGUACUUUCAUCGGGACCUUCAAAGCAUUUGAUAAACAUAUGAAUUUAAUUUUGGGAGAUUGCGAGGAAUUCAGAAAGAUCAAGUCUAAAAACAGUAAGACUGUCGACAGAGAAGAGAAAAGAACUCUCGGUUUUGUAUUGCUGCGUGGUGAGAAUAUUGUUUCUCUCACAAUUGAGGGGCCACCACCACCGGAAGAAGGCUUGCCCCGUGUGCCACUACCUGGGGCAAUGGGCGGUCCGGGUGCCGGUAGAUCAGCCGGCCGCGGGUCCGGUAUGGGAGGUGCUCCUCCAGGUCUGCAAGGACCCGCUAGAGGCGUCGGAGGACCUUCGCAUCAACAUAUGGCGCCUGGCAGAGGACAAUUAUCAGCACCACCACAAAUGCGCGGUGGCCCUAUGAUGGGAGGACCACCCCCAGGAAUGAUGGGCGCACCUCCUGGAAUGGGGAGAGGAGGCCCUGGUGGGCGUGGACCACCAGGUAUGCGCCGAUACUAGUGUUAGUGACAGUGAUACAUUCUAAUAAUGUACAAUGUGUAUAUGUAAAAGUAAACCUUCAAAUUGGCUUUGAAGCCAGAAGUUGUGUACAUCAGCUUCCAGCAAUUGUGAAUUUACAAUAAUUAUUGUCAGCUGUUUCAGACAGAAGUACCUAUACCUAAGAACCAUUUUGAAAAAUGAUUACAGUUAAGUAAAUUAAUA
Molecule: messenger RNA, 905 nt
Organism: Pararge aegeria (speckled wood butterfly)
Lineage: Eukaryota; Metazoa; Arthropoda; Insecta; Lepidoptera; Nymphalidae
Gene: SmB
Product: small nuclear ribonucleoprotein-associated protein B
Exons: 2
Coding region: 141-704 (187 amino acids)
Biological process (GO): mRNA splicing, via spliceosome
Cellular component (GO): cytoplasm; U4/U6 x U5 tri-snRNP complex; catalytic step 2 spliceosome
Molecular function (GO): RNA binding
Source: RefSeq, a predicted model, not a curated record